AUGGAACGAAAGAAGAACAGCCCUAUUCGGUACCCCUUCUGGUUUGGCGGGAGUGCAACUAGCAUGGCUGCAUGUGUCACGCAUCCCCUGGAUCUUGUCAAGGUCCGGUUACAAACUCGAGGCCCUGGCGAGCCAAAGAGUAUGUUUACGACUUUCACCAAGAUUCUCAAGACAGAAGGGCCCCUUGGCGUCUACAGUGGAAUAUCUGCCUCUCUUCUCCGACAGAUGACAUACUCCACCGUUCGCUUCGGUAUCUAUGAAGAGAUGAAGCAGAGAGUGGGUAAUGACGCAAGCUUCCUCUCGCUCAUCGCCAUGGCCACAUCUUCUGGGUUCGUUGGAGGCAUUGCGGGCAACUUUGCAGAUGUCCUCAACGUUCGCAUGCAAAAUGACGUGGCGCUUCCAGUCCACCAGCGCCGGAACUACAAGCAUGCCAUAGACGGAGCUGUACGGAUGGCUAGAGAAGAAGGAUUGGCGAGUUACUUUCGAGGAUGGCUUCCCAACAGCAGUCGCGCGGCGCUUACAACGGCGAGCCAACUAGCGACCUAUGACGUGGCAAAGCGGCUGCUGAUCGAACACACGCCCCUGGGUGACACGUUGACAACGCAAUUAUCGGCGUCGUUUAUUGCUGGGUUGACGGCUGCCACAGUGACGAGUCCGAUUGAUGUCAUCAAGACAAGGGUCAUGUCUUCGACGGGUGAUGUUGGUGUUUGGGAGAUGGUGAAGAGUAUAUCUCGGAGUGAUGGCCCAGCGUGGGUAUUCAAGGGAUGGGUUCCUAGCUUUCUGCGUCAGGGGCCGUGA
Fusarium keratoplasticum is the source of this 798-nucleotide messenger RNA. RefSeq lists its product as uncharacterized. Gene Ontology annotation, molecular function: antiporter activity; malate transmembrane transporter activity; succinate transmembrane transporter activity. The record is from RefSeq and is a predicted model, not a curated record. The transcript is spliced from 3 exons. Gene Ontology annotation, biological process: phosphate ion transmembrane transport; oxaloacetate transport; malate transmembrane transport. Bases 1 to 798 code for a protein of 265 amino acids. Lineage: Eukaryota; Fungi; Ascomycota; Sordariomycetes; Hypocreales; Nectriaceae.